Messenger RNA from Melopsittacus undulatus (budgerigar), 9948 nucleotides. RefSeq names its product F-box and leucine rich repeat protein 4 (gene FBXL4). Gene Ontology annotation, cellular component: SCF ubiquitin ligase complex. Gene Ontology annotation, biological process: SCF-dependent proteasomal ubiquitin-dependent protein catabolic process. Gene Ontology annotation, molecular function: protein binding. The record is from RefSeq and is a predicted model, not a curated record. Bases 280 to 2142 code for a protein of 620 amino acids. Lineage: Eukaryota; Metazoa; Chordata; Aves; Psittaciformes; Psittaculidae. The transcript has 9 exons.
GUCGCGGCGGUGGCAUGCGGCCCGAGGUGCUCCGCCCUCCGGACGGGAAGUAAAAUGCUUUCUAUGGGGACUUCAGCUUCUGAUACCAGGACACAUUUGAAGACUUACUUUGUUGCUUGGCUUAAAGGAAGAUGAUGUUGUUAAUGAAUUCUGAGCAUCCUUCAGGAGGUGAAUGCUGUCAUGGACAACUUUCAAAGGCUCUUUUCCAAAACACCACAAGCAGUUAAUGCACCUUAUAAAGGACUCCUGACCUUUUGCAUCUUCCCAAGUGAGAUCUAGAUGUCACCCGUGUUUCCCAUGUUAACAGUUCUGAGCAUGUUUUACUAUAUGUGCCUUCGGCGCCGAGCUAGGACAGCGACAAGAGGAGAAAUGAACAGCCGAAGGGCUAUUGAAUCAAACACCCGAGCCUUACCUAUCAAUGUUGAAAUAGUUCAGUAUGCCAAAGAAGUGUUGGAUUUCAGCUCUCACUAUGGUAGUGAAAACAGCAUGUCGUAUACCAUGUGGAAUUUAGCAGGUAUUCCUAAUGUGUACCCUAGUUCUGGUGACUUUACUCAGACUGCCGUCUUUCGAACUUAUGGAACCUGGUGGGAUCGUUGCCCUAGUGCUCGGCUGCCAUUCAAGAGGACACCACCAACCUUCUGUAGCCAGGAUUAUGUGGAACUCGCUUUUGAGGAGCCAGUUUAUCCCACUGCAGUGCACAUUCUGGAAACGUAUCAUCCUGGAGCUGUAGUCAGGAUUUUGGCAUGCUCUGCAAACCCUUACUCACAAAAUCUGCCAGCUGAAGUAAGAUGGGAGAUCCUUUGGUCCGAGGCACCUACAAAGGUGAAUGGUCCUCAAGCACGGCAGUUCACACCUUGUAUCAAACAGAUAAACUUUCCCACAAACUUAAUCCGACUGGAAGUGAACAGCUCUCUUCUGGACUAUUACACUGAAUUGGAUGCAGUAGUACUACAUGGUGUGAAAGAGAGACCUGUGCUUUCACUUAAGACUUCAAUGAUUGAUAUGAAUGAUAUAGAUGAUGAGGAGGAUGAAGAAAAGUAUGGCUGUGGAAUGGACACCCUGAAUAAACAGUUCAGCAUUGUUACCCUCAGGGAAUGGCCGACUAACGGAUAUUUUGAUAAACUGCCUUAUGAGCUCAUCCAGUUGAUUUUGAGUCACCUUACAGUACCAGACCUGUGUAGACUAGCACAAACUUGUAAGCUACUAUAUCAACAUUGCUGUGAUCCUCUGCAGUACAUUCAUCUCAGUUUACAACCUUACUGGGCAAGGAUUAAUGACGCAUCUCUGGAAUAUCUACAGUCUCGCUGCACUCUCAUCCAGUGGCUGAAUUUAUCUUGGACUGGGAACAGGGGAACCAUCUCUGUUUCUGGAUUCAGCAGGUUCUUGAAAGUUUGUGGCUCUGAACUAAUACGUCUUGAGCUGUCUUGUGGCCAUUUCCUCAAUGAAACAUGCUUGGAGGUCAUUACUGAAAUGUGCCCCAAUCUUCAGGAAUUAAAUCUCUCAUCAUGUGAUAAAAUACCACCUCAGGCUUUCAACCAUAUAGCCAAAGUGGGCAGCCUAAAGCGUCUCAUUCUCUACCGAACAAAGGUGGAGCAAACAGCCCUGCUCAGUAUUCUGAACUUCUGCUCAGAACUGCAGCACCUCAGCCUGGGCAGCUGCGUCAUGAUUGAAGACUAUGAUCUUAUAGCAAGCAUGAUGGGAGCAAAAUGCAAAAAGCUUCGCAGUCUGGAUUUGUGGAGAUGUAAAAACAUAACUGAAAGUGGAAUAGCAGAAUUGGCGUCAGGCUGCCAGCUUUUGGAAGAACUUGAUCUUGGCUGGUGCCCUACGUUACAGAGCAGUACAGGCUGUUUCACAAACCUUGCACGUAAACUCCCAAACCUGCAAAAGCUCUUUCUUACGGCCAACAGGUCUGUGUGUGACACAGACAUUGAGGAACUUGCUGCUAACUGUACACAUUUACGGCAGCUGGAUAUACUGGGGACACGGAUGGUAAGCCCUGCAUCUUUAAGAAAAUUGCUGGAGUCUUGUAAAGAUCUUUCUUUACUCGAUGUGUCCUUCUGUUCGCAGAUUGACAAUAGAGUUGUCCUAGAACUGAAUGCCAACUUUCCUAAUGUGUUCAUAAAAAAAAGUUUCACUCAGUGACUCACUACUUAAGCUGCUGUGAAAUUCAUUUGACAGAGUUGUUUCCUGUGAAUUUGUGCUGACUUUUUUAAGAAGACUAUAAAUCUGCUAUGAAAUAGUGGAAAGGAUUAAUUAUCUAAAAAAAAAAAAAUUGGUAAAAUACAUAUAAGUAAAUCAUGCGUUUCUUAAAGAGUUGAUAUUGCACCUAAGAAUUGUUUUACUCUGUAUUAUUUGGUGGCACUGCAUGUUUUUAAAUACCAGCCAUCUAUGUGGCUUUAAUGAGAAGGAAAUUAAUAACAUUGUCUUAAAUGUCCCUUUAUAGAGUGUUACAUACAAUAAAUUCUGUUUAUAUCCAGAUGAAAGCAGAAUUUCAAUAUUUAGCAGUAAGAAAAUGAUGGGUGCUUCCUUUUUAUGUAUAAGUGUUUGUAUGUAUAUAUAUAUGAAUGUAUACAGAUGUAUUUGUAUAUACUUAGAUACUUUAGCAUUUUCGCUUGGUCUGCAGCAUAAGAUGAUAUGAUCUGGACUAUAAUUAGUUGUUUGAAAACCUAUUUAUGAUUUUAAGAAUGGAUUGAAAAGACACUUUGUCAUCUUCGGAUUUUUGGCAAUGAAUUGCGUCUGAUACAUUUUUCUCCCUUCCUUCACCUGAAAUAGAUGUUGUGAUGCUUUACAGUCCAGCCUAAGUGACACAACCAAUAAAUGAAAGAACCUUCCACCUGAGCUUAGAGCAGAAGCAAAAGAGAAAAUGGCCAGAUUCUUCUUGGUAUUGGAUAUAAAGUUGGAGCCAGGUACUUAGUGUCAUAACUGGUAAUGUGUAGAAAACUCCAGAGCAAUUUUUGUUUCAAAUUUCUGUCAUGGUUAAGACUUGAUUUGUGAUGCAUCUGGUUAUCAUGCAGAGUAUCAUGAAAAAUAGACUUAGGGUAAUGCAUUACAUUGGCAUCAAAUCUGUUGUCAAGUGUAAAACCAAACAUAUUUGUUCAGUAGAACAGCAGUGAAAAUAUAGUAUAGUGGGCUUAAAACAAGGGUAAUGUGAUUUGGUGAUUUAAUAAUCACCAAACAUUAGCAUUGGAUUUGGUUUGGUUUUGGAUUUUUUUGUUUUGUUUUGGUUUUCCAAGAGGUGAUCACUCAAAGUACUAUUGCACUCUCUUUAGCACUGUUUAGCCUCUGAAGAUGGAAAACUAUCAAUGGACAAAUUCUGGAGUUUUCUUCCUUUUGCACUUUUCUUGGAUGAAGAUUUUCUCCUUUUUUCCUUUUUUUUCCUUUUUUUCCUUUUUUUUUUCUUCCUUGAGUACCACUGCUACAGUAUGUUUCUAUGUACAGCUUGAAUUUAGAAUUUUAUCUUUAUAGCCACUGUUGAUGAAUAUGGACCAUGAUAUGUAGCCUGUCAUUUGAUAUUAAUUCCACUGUUCUUCUAUUGAUGGCACUUAUUACCUACUGGAAUAAGAAGAAAAUUAUUUUGUCUGGCAAAAGAACAUUAUUGCACUGAAGAUCACUGGCAAAGACUACUUCAGUUUAUUCAGUAAAUAGCUGACUGCUACUAGAGGACUGCUGCGAAUCACUGAAGAUUUGACAAUCUCCGUGACUCCUGAAUGAACGCUUUGAACUCUUUGUGCUGGUGCCAAUACUUUAUAAACCAUGUCAUGAAACAGCUACAGAACAUUUAUCUAAUCUUAUAGAAUGACCUUUUUCAUCAGAUUUUUCAAUUUUACAGAAACUUUUGGGAAUUCCAGAUCCAAAGAAGGGCAUGCACAGUUGGCUUUUUGAUUUUUCUUCCACACAGAUGGCACUAUGGGAUUUCCAACUAGAUUAUGCCAUUCCAUUAUUUAUUUUCCCCAGAAAACUGGACAUUAUCAAGAGAUCUUUAGCUUUAUUUACAUUUUUUUCCACACUGACAGUUGUCAGCUUUGGUGUGCUUCUAUAUGAGACCUCAUUUCUUUCAAUCAGGUUUGGGUUGAUUUAUUUUUCUGGGAACUUAAGCUUUUAACUUUUUUUUUUCCUACAAGUAAUAUUUUUCCUUGUAAUUGAGUAUUAAACGUUAUUGUUCUAGAGAAUGCAGGUUCAGAUAAUGGGAGUUUACAAAGAACAGUGUUUCAAAACAAAUGCUUUUGUUGUGAAAUUUCACUUCUCAGGGUGCAUCUGUAUUUAUCUCCUUUUUUUCUUUAACGACCCUUGUUUUUCUCUGUAAAUAGAAUGGGAUGUGGAUGAAGUGAUAGCCAUUGUGCCUUCGAACUGGUAAACUUGGUAAAUAAUACAGUUUCACAUCUACAGCAUCAGUGAAUCAAAUAAGAGUUUUUGUAAUCAUGUAUGUGUAAAGGAUUUCAUUCUCUAUUGCUUUUUAGGUAGUACAGAGGAGGUUUAAAUUGAUGUUUUGUUCAUAGUAAAGGAUCUUUUUUUUCUUACAUUGUGCCUUCAGUUUGAAAUUGGUUUUGUCAGGAAUCCUCUUGUCAUUUGAAAGAUAAAUUGAAGUCUGCUUUUUAUUUGGACUAUUUAAAACUCAGCUAUUGCUAACACAGUUAAUUCAAAUAGCUGAGAAAUAAUUGGGAAAUACUUCCAUCUGUAGUUGUAGACUUUAAACUUCAAACAGUGGGUAAGAAGCUCUUUUAGCUGUGGCUUUAUAUGUCUUCCAGCAAAAAGAGCAUAGACCAGACUUGACAUUUCUAGUAUUUCCAGGGCAAAGACAGUAACAUGCUUUUAGACCUUCCUUAUACAUCACAAAGAAGCAAAAAUAGAUCACUGUCUUCUUAGUUGUAAUAUUUUAUACUUGUGUGCGUAUAUGUAUACAUGUGUAUGUAUAAAUUAUAUAUACACACACGUAUGUGUUUUGAAAUUUUUUUGUAUGUGUGUACAUACUUAUAAGUCUCAAAGUUUUUCAUGUAGGAUUAAUUUUUAUGAUGUGAAUGUAAUAGGAAAAGGUGUUUCAUGGCAGUUCUGUUUUCAACUGUUGUUUUGCUGUACCUAGAGACUGAGUUCCUCUCCACCCAUGCAGCAAGAAAAGCCUGUGCAGGAGGUGUGCUGCAUUUCCUGUGAUGCUUUGCCUAAGUGCCUUUUGGAUUGUUUACACGUGAAAGGUAUUACAGGGUAUUGUAGAGUGUGAGUACAAAGUCCGAUAACUACUGUGGGCUGUCCCCUUGUGAGGUAGUCAUAUAGAGCGAAAUUUAGUCUAGUUUUAUUUAAUCGAAACUGAAUGAUGGCGAUUCCUUAGUUGGAGGAAUUUAAUUAUUUUGGAAUUAGGUCAUCAUCUCUAACACUAGACCAUCCCUCAGUCAUGUUACCUAAAUUGUGCUUUUGAGGAUAUUACAUUUCCUUUUAUCUUGUCCUUUGAUCUUGUCUGUCUUUGUGAAGCAUUGUAAAAGAUGCGCUUUGGCAGCAAAUGUUAAGAAAUCCAUUGCAAACAUGUCCAAAAAAAAGAGGCUUGUUCUGAAGUGCUCCUGUUCUUAAACUAAAGAACUAAAGGGGAGCUUUCCAUCCUGUCUGUAUGAAGUUGGUGUGGGAUGGCCUGUAGGCAGAGAUGUCACUCUUUUGGUAAUUUUAAAAUUAAUAUGAUAAUUUUAUCAUUUAAAGCAACUUCCCAAUUUUUAAAGGCUUCAAUUCAGUAGUGUCCUUCCUUGUAUUCAGAAUUCUGAGCUGUCUGACUAGACAGCUGUAUGGAAAUAGAUGGGGUUUCUGUUAUUUAAAUUAUGCACAUGAUUAAGUACAUUAGUGAGCAGGACUUGCAUAGAAAACCAGUUUUGCAUAGGAGUUUGUACCUCUACAAUCCCUGUGUCCUCAAAAGUCCAAAUAACAUACCGAAAGAGGAGAAAAACAAAAAAAGGAAGACCCUUGUUUCUACUGCCUGAUUCUUCAUUGGAGCUCUCAUGCCAACUUUUCCAGAUACGAGAUGUAAUUAUGGUACACAGCAGAAUUAAUCUCAUUGAAUACUAGCUCUGUGAAAGUUAGACAUCUAGUUUAAGGAAGGAAUCUGAGCACCUCUAGAGAGCUAUUAAUCUCCUCCUUAGAUAGAUAUUUAAGGAAAGUAGAAUGAAUCAUGUUCUGGAGAGUAUCUCUGGAGACUGUGGAAGCUGUGAUUUACCUUAGGUUAGAUACACAACUUUAGAAUACUAAGAUUAAUUCCAUCCAGUGCUGUCCUACCUGUCCUGCAGUGGUAAAAAACAAGAUUGGAACAACGCUCAUUCCCAAACCUAAAAUCUAUCCAAAAUCUGUCCAGAAAGAAGCAAUUUAAAGAGAUGCUGAUGACUUGAAAAGUCCUUAUUUUAAAUGCCAGGAUCUACUUCUGCACCUGAGUCCCUUGCCAAUGCCUGUGGUGUGUCUUUGGAGGCUUGGGUCUUGUUGUUUUUUGGUUGGGUUUUUUUUGGUGGAACUGCAUCCCCUUUCCCAGUUGUGAAAUCUCAUGUACCUAACUGGCUACAUGUAUAGUUCUGUGAAUGCAUGAAAUUAACAGGCAAAUGAAAUUCAUGUAUUGCAGCUAUUUUUAUAAUCUUUCAUAUUGCUGUAAUUAAGAUUAUGACUAGUUUAACUUGUCUCCUGUCAUCCCAAAUGUUACCAACUGUGCAUUUGCAAAAAUUGUACGUUUAGUCCUGGUUCUGAUUCUGUGUAUUUAUUUCAUCUUAUGGGAUAUGUUUGCCACGUCACAUCUGCAGGACUACUAAAUUUACAAAAACUAAUCAAAAUGUAGCAUUUUAUUAUAUAUAUUAUGGGGCUGACAUGUUCAUUAUUACUCUUUUGCAAUGAUUCUCUAAGUUGUAGCUUUUGAAAUUACUAGGCUAGAAAAUUCUGGUUUCGUGCAUCUGUAUAUGCUGUGUUAGACACAAUGUUUUUCCCAAAUGGAGGUAUUUGUCCUUCAAUGAGAUUAUGAUUUCUGUGAUUUUAGAUUUCUGACUUGAUAAUAAAAUCCAAGAAGGGCUCUUUAUUAAGUACUAAAUAUUAGGGACAGGUUGUGGUAACUGACAUUAGGAAGGGCUAAGGCAUGAAUCCUCUGUGAGGAUGGGCCUCAGCAAGAGCUAGCUCUUUUUAAGAAGAUUCAGCCUCAGUAGUAGCAGGCAAUGUUAAGAUUUUCCUUUUGUAACUGAUGGACUAAAUACUGUUAUUUUAGUUUGAGUUAUGUAGCUCUAGUUUCUCCCUGUUUUGUUUUCAUUUAAGAAUGAUAUAAAGCACAGUCAGGGCACACACAUCAUAAAUUGGAGGGCAUCCUUUAUAAUGAUAAAAUUAUAGAGAGGAAUGUUUUAUUCCUCAUUUUCUAAAAACAAAAAAUCCCUCAGCUGUUUGAAAGCUCUUUCCCCUUGGAUACUGAAGAAAUGCAAAUAUCAAGAAAGUUGAGAAAAGAAACAAAGGGACUUACCCAGAUUUAAGUGGAAACUCAUGAAAGGGUGGCCAGAGCUAUUUACAGACAAGAGGAAAGUAAGUGCAUUGUUCUAGAUCAGCUGUUACCUUUUCCAGAAAUAUAAUAGCCCAUAUAAUUUUGUAUGCUCAUAUUUCUAAGUCAUGUUUUAGCAUUUAGAUGUUCUGAAUACUCAUAUGUGUGCUUAUGCGGCAAUUCCUGGUAUCUCUUUCAUUUUUAUGAACUACAUGAAGAUUUUAUUUUCACUUAUCACUGCCCAGCUGCAUUUUUUGUUAAACUCUGAAAUGAUUUUGUGCAUGCACACACAGAUGCAUGUCAGACUUAAUUGCUUACGAUUUUUGCAAUAGUUUUUGAGAACAAAUAAACUAUAGGUUUUAGGUAAAAAUGGUAAAGAUUUGAUCUGUUUGCUUCAGUGUACUGAUUGCUGCUGGUGGUAGGGAGAGGGGAAAAAGAAACUUGUGAUGUUCAGAACAGUCACGAGAAUCUUAUUUGAUUUUUUUCUUUAGGAAAAGUAACAUUUUUCUUGGAUUAGACUAGUAGGAAAUUUAACAUUAAAAUAAAAUUUUGGUAAUGUUUUUGACAUACAUUUCUAUAGUGUACAAAACAGUGUGAUUAGUUUACAGCAGUCUGAACGUUUAGUUUCCAUAUUCUUAGUAUUUGUUUACAUAGGUCUUGUAACAAAUUGGGAAUGCCAUGCCUUAAGUGCCAGUGGUUUCUGCUUACUCUGUUGGAAACUGUUCAUAGUAUCAAAACAUGAAAAUUUGAAUUUGGAUUAAACAGAGGACAAAGUUUAUGAAACACUGAACUGUGAGCAGUUUAGGGAGACACUGUGUAUAAUUGUGGUGAAUUCCCAUUCUUGCUGUUACACCAUUGUAAAGACCUAUUGGGUCAUGCAGUCCUCUGCUCACUCUCAAGAGAUGAGUUCUCUCUAUCAUACCUUGGUCUCUUCAGAUUUUCUUCAGGGUAUUGCCAUAGAAUUCUGCACAUACACACUCUUCUGAAACUAAUAGAGGAAAAUUAAAAAGAGCUGGUUUGGUUGUGAUUUGAAAAUUAGUCUAUGCUUGGAGUUAUUUUGGAAUAGUUACUGAAAGGGAAAUAAAAUAUCCAGGAAUUGGUGUGUUCACAGGGGAACCUCACAUUUUCUGAUUUACUUUUGACAGACAAGUCCUAAUUGCCAGCAGUCCCUUAAGGCAUCUUAGUGAAAUCGAUGUAAUGGUCUUGCUCUAGAUCUUCCUAGUGAGCAUAAAGCCAUUACAGCUCUUUAGCAUCCUGUGGCAUUUUGAAUUCAUCUCCUUACCAGGCACAAUGUGGAGUUAAGGUGUAUGGAGAUUGGCCUGAUCUCUGAAAGUGAGGUGUUUGAAUUGCCUGGGGAAAUUUCCUGCUCACAUUUAUUCCUGGGUGUGGAUGAAAAUGAAGGGCAUCUCCAGGUCUUGAAAUACAAAUACCUGAACCCACCACCUUUAUUCAUUUUAAAAUAAUAGGUCUCUCCCUGCCCCCCCUCAAAUAAUGAGCAACAAAAUACUUGCACUGUAUUUAUGAUUUAGGUGAUAUGGUUUAGCAUUGGUCUUGACAGUCCUGAGGUAACAGUUGGACUCGAUGAAAUUAAAGUUCUUUUCCAACCUAGCUGAUUAUAUGAUGUAAUAGUAUGCUCAGUUUUCUGCCCCAGCAAUAGGAGUUUGUGUAAUGUCACAACGAACUCCUACUGUGUUACCUUCUAAAGGGACUGAUUUCUAUUAAAGGUGGAAGAGCAACAACAGAGCGAACAGUUCCGACGCUAUCUGUAAAUGGGUUUGUUAUGCAUGCUAUGCCAGUAAGCCCCCGGAGCAAGUUAUGCCUUUUUUUAAUAACCAGUUGAGAAGGACAAAAGGGAUAAUUGCCUCUAAGCACAUUUUCUAUGGCUGGAGGACAUUUAAUUUUAAAUCAUCUAAUUUUAAAUAACUAGGGUAGGUGCUAAAGUUAGGAAACUAGUCUCCUAGGAUGCCUUCACUCUGGGUGGAUGGUUCUUCCACAGGGUAAUUCAGACUGGGAGAUUAAUCUUAAACUGAGGUCUUGAAUUGACCUCUGGAGAAGCUGAGGUCCAUGUAGACUACAUAAAACUUCUGUUGGAAACUUUCUGAGCUAUGUGUGCUAUCCUAACAAGUGGAUUCUGGGUAACAGGCUUUGUACCCCUCAGUGCUGCCUGUUAGUCCCCUAGCUUCUCUUGCUUCCACUGAAGGAAGGCCACUGCUUUCUGUGCUCUGUUGUUGAAGUAAAUCUGAUUGCUUCCUACAAAAUACCAUGGCUAAAGCUGGAAAACCUUUUGUUUCCCAAACAAACAAGUGGAGUGUUUAAAGUUGUGGGUUUAUUUUUACCUUCCCAAGUCAUAAAGAGUCAGAGAAGGCUUCACGGAGACCUCAUAGCAGCCUUCCAAUAUCUGAAGGGGGCCUAUAGGGAUGCUGGGGAGGGACUCAUCAUUAGGGACUAUAGUGAUAGGACAAGGGGUAAUGAGUUUAAAC